Messenger RNA from Salvia hispanica, 1391 nucleotides. NCBI's taxonomy places the organism in Eukaryota, Viridiplantae, Streptophyta, Magnoliopsida, Lamiales, Lamiaceae. The record is from RefSeq and is a predicted model, not a curated record.
AUUAUUAUUAUUAUACAAGACUUUCGUGCUUUUCUCCAGAAGCUGCGCAAGUUCGAGAAUUUGGGUUUCUCUGUCCUUCUCUAUUUGGGCGGUGUAAUAAUGCUAUCACUUAGUGACAUUACUUUAUGGGCCUCACUGAUGCACUGAGCUUAUUGUUUGCGGCUGCUGUUUGGUUCGCUAGUUACGCAUUGGUUGCAGUUCUUGGAGUCUUUCAAGCCCUUGAUUUUCUCCGAACCUCCAUUCCCAACUAACAGUAAAAAACCUGCGAAUAGACAGGAGAAAAACAAAUAGGAAACUAUCAUGGGUUACGCACAAUUAGUCAUUGGCCCUGCUGGCAGUGGAAAGUCUACCUAUUGUUCUAGCUUGUCCCAACAUUGCGAAACAAUUGGCCGAUCAAUCAAUAUUGUGAACUUAGAUCCUGCUGCUGAGGAUUUUAACUAUCCUGUAGCAAUGGAUAUUAGGGAACUCAUUUCGUUGGAGGAUGUCAUGGAGGAGCUGGGAUUGGGGCCAAAUGGUGGUCUUAUUUACUGCAUGGAGCACCUGGAAGAAAAUCUGGAUGAGUGGCUGACAGAAGAAUUGGAUAAUUACUUGGAUGAUGAUUAUUUAGUUUUUGACUGCCCAGGCCAGAUAGAACUCUUCUCCCAUGUACCAGUGCUUAAGAACUUUGUGGAGCACUUAAAGCGUAAAAAUUUCAAUGUCUGUGUUGUGUACUUACUUGAUUCACAGUUUAUAACAGAUGUCACCAAGUUCAUAAGUGGCUGUAUGGCCUCACUCUCUGCUAUGGUUCAACUGGAGCUACCUCAUGUUAAUAUUCUCUCCAAAAUGGACCUUGUGAGAAACAAGAGGGACAUUGAGAAUUACUUGAAUCCAGAACCUCAGACUCUGUUGGCUGAGUUGAAUCAGCGUAUGGCUCCACAGUUUGGGAAACUUAAUAAGAGUUUGAUUGAACUGGUGGACCAGUACAGCAUGGUUAGCUUCUUUCCUCUUGAUCUGAGAAAAGAAAGCAGCAUUCAGUACAUUUUGUCGCAAAUUGACAUGUCUAUUCAGUAUGGGGAAGAUGCAGAUGUGAAGAUCAAGGAUUUUGAUCCCGAAGACGACUGAACAAGAAUUUUGAGUUCAACAUAAAAGCAAUACAAUUUUCAGGGUUGCACUCGUUUUGCCAAUGUGGAUAACUAUAAUGCAAGAAAAGACACUGCAUUUUUUUUACUUGGAAUUGGUUCCUAUAUGUUGGGACGAGACAGUUUGUCUGAUAAUGGGUUUGAUGGUGAUGAGUUUGUGGAACAUCUCAGAUAGCUUUCUUUUGAAGCAAUUGUGUAUUUUGGACAUGUGAAAGAAAGGAAGUGACUAUUGGCUACAAAUGUUAAGCAGUAAUACCGUGAAAUCUUCAGGCU